CUUAAUUGCGGUCAAUACAUUUUGGUCUAUGUGUUGCUUAAUUAUGAUGCAAUAUUUGCAAUUAGUUAUACACCUUUGUUUUGUAUGUUUCCACAAAAACACCUUUGUCUUUCCUGUUUUGUAAUAGCCUAGUUAAUGAGCUUUAAUUUUUUGUUGUCUGCUUCUAGAUGAGGAAAAUUUAGUAAUUAUUUUAUUUUAUUUUUUGUUUUUUUUCUAUAUGCCUAAGAAUUUUAUCAAUUAAGAAUAUAUAAUAAAUUAAUAAAAUGCAUACCCUUCUCCUCAUAAUUAAUCAUCACUGAAAGGCAUAUUCCCAUAUACCUUCGAUUUUAGUUUCUUGACAGGACUUUGUAAACUUAGCAUUUAGAAAAACAUAAAAGAUAAAGGCUUUUCGUGGGGUAAAAAAAAAAAAAAAAAAAAAGCAGAGUGUUAAUUCGACACUGGCAAAGUGUGGUACUCGUGAACUCAAAAUGUACAGUACUCUAUAGUUCUCCUACAGAGGAAGGGGUGAUGGGGUGUUUUCAGAGUGUAGCCUACAUAUAACACAGGUGGUUUUUACUGGCUUUUUUGAGUGGUCGACUAAUAAUCGCACCCAGUAGCUUCAUGCAGUUUCCACUAUUGGCUGAUUGCAGACGCGUUUCUCUGUCCUGUAUUUCCUCGUUUCAUUUUAUUAUGUGUUAAUAUUUGUUGUCAGUAUUGUUGGAUUUUGUAAAUGUUACUAAUGUCUGUUUCUUACGUGUUCCGUGAUGUCCACAUGGUGUCACUCUCAGCCUGUCCUUAGCUUCUUUUUCUCUGUUUGACGAGUCUCCUCUUCGUCGGGAGGAAGGGCGUACAGGCUCGCGUUCGGCUAUUGUUUGCGAGACAUAAUAACAGCUUGUUUUUUCGGCUGUUGGACGUUGGAUUAGAUCACACAGCCAUACACUCGGAUUUUAAUGUUGUCUGGUAAAGGUACUGAUAGUAGGACAUGGCUGAAAUUGUCGAGCACGGAUAUUUAUUGUGGAUAAUUUUCUUUUGGCUUUGUUUCAACAUUGCGAAUGGGCAGAUUACAUAUUCCGUGAUGGAGGAAAGUAGUCCGGGGACUACAGUUGGGAAUAUAGGAAAAGACUUGAAUCUCAGUGGGCAAGACUUGGAGCACCGUGGGUUUCAGAUUAUUUCCGGACCGAAUGCAAGGUAUUUUGAUUUAAAUGUGAAGACUGGAGUCCUCCAUGUUAAAGAAAGAAUAGACCGCGAGGAGCUCUGCGGACGCAGUACGAAAUGCACUUUUGAACUGGAGGCUGUUAUUAAUUCACCUUUAAACAUGUAUCGGUUUGAGGUUAAUGUAUUAGACGCAAACGAUCACGCACCUACAUUUCGCUCAUCAAAAACAGAACUUAAUAUUUCUGAAUCGGCUUCGCUUGGUGACAGGUUUACUUUACAGCGUGCAUUUGAUGCAGAUGUGGGCAGUAACUCGAUAAAAAACUACAAGCUUAGCCAGAAUGAGCACUUUGCUAUUGAUGUACACAGCGGGGAGCAAAGUGUUUCUUCUGAAUUAGUACUUCAAAAAGCUUUAGAUAGAGAAAAACAGCCUGUGAUCCAGCUUAUACUGACUGCUGUAGACGGAGGAAAACCUCCCAGAUUUGGUACAUUAAAUCUAAAAGUAAAUGUCCUUGAUGUGAAUGAUAACACUCCCGUUUGUGGAAAAUCGCUUUACAAAGCUCAAAUACCGGAAGAUUCACCAUUCGGUACAUCUGUUAUUACAGUCAGCGCAAAUGAUGCAGAUGACGGGCUGAAUGGAGAAAUCGUGUAUUCAUUCGUAAAUCAUGACAGUGACAGAAUUAUUGAUUCAUUCGCCAUCAAUUCUGAUAGCGGUGAAAUAUCAGUGAAGGGGCAGCUGGAUCACGAGCAAAAUAGUGCAGUUGAGAUUCGAGUCCAGGCAAGAGACAAAGGAACAAAUCCGAGGUCAGCGUUUUGUAAAAUACUAGUUGAAAUACUCGAUGUCAAUGACAAUGCUCCGGAAAUAUCUGUAACGUCACUAGUUAAUGUUCUUAAAGAAGAUUCACCAGAUGGGACAAUGGUCGGAUUAAUAACAGUAAAAGAUAAGGAUUCCGGUAAAAACGGUGCCACGUCUUUAAAUUUACAAGGCUUUCUACCGUUUGCGCUGCAGAACACAUAUAAAAAUAGAUAUUCAUUAACCGUGAAAGGACAUUUAGACAGAGAGAGUGUUUCAGAAUAUAACAUAACUCUCACAGCUAUUGAUGAAGGGACUCCACCUCUCUCCAGCAUCACUGUCAUUACUGUACACAUUUCUGAUGUGAAUGAUAACGCACCACGUUUUUCAGACGCAGUCAUUAAUGUGUAUGUAAAAGAGAACAAUCAAAUUGGAUCUGUUAUUUAUACAGUAUCUGCUUUUGAUCCUGAUGUUGGUGAUAAUGCUAGAAUAUCAUAUUCAUUACAAGAAAACUCUAAAAUCGGUUAUGCUACAUCCAUGGUAAACAUAAACUCUGACAGUGGAGAUAUUCACAGUUUGCAGUCGUUUAAUUAUGAAGUAUUAAAAACAUUUCAGUUUAAAGUUCAGGCCACAGACUCUGGUGUUCCUCCACUGAGCAAUAAUGUGACUGUGAAUGUUUUUAUCCUGGAUGAGAAUGACAACAAUCCCAUGAUUCUCGCUCCAUAUUCUGAUCAUGGAUCUGUUCACACUGAGAACAUUCCCUAUUCUGCUGAAGCGGGCUACUUUGUGGCCAAGAUCAGAGCUGUAGAUUCCGAUUCUGGAUAUAAUGCACUGCUUUCUUAUCACAUCUCUGAACCCAGAGGAAACAACCUCUUCCGGAUUGGAACCAGCAGUGGAGAGAUCAGGACUAAGAGGAGAAUGAGUGACAAUGACCUGAAAACUCACCCUCUGGUCAUUUUGGUUUCUGAUAACGGAGAGCCCUCUCUGUCAGCCACUGUGUCUAUUGACAUUGUAGUUGUUGAGAACACAGGUGACAUAAAGACUCAGUUUAAACAUGCACCGAUAAAGGAGGACAGUUUAUCGGAUUUAAACAUGUAUUUGCUGAUCGCCAUUGUGUCAGUUUCACUGAUAUUUUUACUGAGUCUGAUAAGUUUAAUAGCUGUAAAAUGCUGCAGGACAGACAGCAGUUUCAGCAGAUACAGCGCCCCAGUGAUCACAACACAUCCUGAUGGAAGCUGGUCUUACUCCAAAUCUACACAGCAGUAUGACGUAUGUUUUAGCUCGGAUACACUGAAGAGUGACGUAGUGGUUUUUCCUGCACCAUUUCCUCCUGCAGAUGCUGAAUUGAUUAGUAUAAAUGAAGGAGACACUUUAAACAAAAUACAAACACUCCCCAAUAAAGAGAAGGUAAGAUCUGUAACAAUAAAUCGGUUGUUGUGUAUUUUUCUUAUUGUAUUAAUGGCUAAAACAUUACAUAAUAAUUCCCCUUCACUUCUCUUAAAUUCAGUUUGCAGGACUAAUGCUGUCUGUCUUGCUGUCCAUGGUUCUGAAAAGCAUGAUCUCAAGUUCUGUAUACUUGUUCUGAAACUUUUCUUGUCUUCUUUAGUUGGUAUGACCUAUACAAUCUUAAAGUGUUAUACUUUAAGAAAUAUUAUUUUAUGUAGUUUACAAAAAGGAUGGAUAUUAUUAAUUGAGGAUCAUUUCUAAACUUACCAUAGUUAUUUGACUGCAAAGAUUAU
This is a messenger RNA of Ictalurus furcatus (blue catfish), 3663 nucleotides long. Its product is annotated as protocadherin beta-17-like. Bases 962 to 3631 code for a protein of 889 amino acids. Gene Ontology annotation, molecular function: calcium ion binding. Gene Ontology annotation, biological process: homophilic cell-cell adhesion. The record is from RefSeq and is a predicted model, not a curated record. Gene Ontology annotation, cellular component: plasma membrane. The transcript has a single exon. Lineage: Eukaryota; Metazoa; Chordata; Actinopteri; Siluriformes; Ictaluridae.